Strongylus vulgaris is the source of this 621-nucleotide messenger RNA. Lineage: Eukaryota; Metazoa; Nematoda; Chromadorea; Rhabditida; Strongylidae. The record is from the annotation of a GenBank genome assembly.
AUGUGCUGCACGGAUGAGUCAGAUCUCAAUGAUGAAGUUUGUCCAUCUGGACGAAUCCCAUACCUUAUCAAUGGGCUUCCACAACGAUGCACGUCACAACGUUGCCCCCGAGGAUUUGAGUGCACUUAUAAAGGGCACGAUUACAUAUGUUGCUCUUCGGUGGGCAAGAAUGGGAGACACGUGUCGCCUACGCCAACAUCAGCCUUCAAGUAUCCUCUUCUUCGAUUAAUUGUUGUAAUUCUUCCAGCUAAGGAUCAAUGUAGCCAGGGUAGCGCUCUGAUAUAUCCAUCAACGCGUAUGCCGGUGAUUUGCAUUCCAGGAAAGAAAGGAUGUCCGCCAGGGUAUGGCUGCAAGAAGAGCAUCUCUUCCGAUCAGUAUGUUUGCUGUUCUUCUCGCUUUCGGAUGAGCGCCUCUUCAGGCCCACCUUGCGAAGGUUACAUGGUGCUCGUUUCUAGAAUCAUCAAUGGUAAGGUUGAUGAGCGAUGUGGCCCACCUUGCGAAGGUUACAUGGUGCUCGUGUCCAGAAUCAUCAAUGGAAAGGUUGAUGAGCGAUGUGAGCGAAGCUGUCCCUAUCUACAAGUGCCGAUUGGCGGAAUAUGCUAUGAGAUGAGGAGCAGUUGA